Wyeomyia smithii (pitcher-plant mosquito) is the source of this 7545-nucleotide messenger RNA. RefSeq lists its product as uncharacterized. Bases 472 to 5694 code for a protein of 1740 amino acids. NCBI's taxonomy places the organism in Eukaryota, Metazoa, Arthropoda, Insecta, Diptera, Culicidae. The record is from RefSeq and is a predicted model, not a curated record. The transcript is spliced from 2 exons. Gene Ontology annotation, molecular function: protein binding.
CGUUGACUACUUUCAUUCAUUCAGUCUCGUGAUUUUGUACGCGAAUGGUACUUUUCGUUUCGUUUCUCCGCAGUCAAAUCAGCUAACAGUUUAAAAUUUAGUCAAGUGAUUAGAAGUUUGAAAAAAAGUUUCGGCGGACAAAAAACGGAAUCCAAAUUCUAGAUUCAAUACUCCGCUCUGUGCUUGUUUCGUUCGUUUUUGUUUUCUAACGUCUUUAUUUAAUUUAUGAAUAAUGAUCAAAAGUGUAAUUGUUUCUUGGAAAAGUACCAAAGUUAUGUACAGAAGUUUCAAAAUUAAACUCUGGACGUUUUUCAAAUAAAUACUAGAAACUGUAUGUGUAAAUAGUGACAUAAUGGUGUACCAAGAAAAGUUUAAAAUUAACCAAAGUAGGACAUCUUAUUAGGGUAAUAAAACAAUUCAUAGAAUGCAGCAUUGUAACUAUUAACUACCCGUCGGCUGACCCCGAGCGCCAUGCUGUUUGACGCUGUUCAGAAUGGUGACUUAGAAAAAUUGGAGACGCUGCUCGACAGCGGCGCCGAUGUGAACAUCCGAGAGGAGAAGUUUUUCAAUACCGCCCUGCACCGGUCAAUUUUUGCCAAGGCGAACCGAUUAGAGCUGGUUGAUUUGCUAAUCAAUCGCGGUGCCGAUUGCAAUGCGUUAAACAAGAAAUAUCAAACUGCCGCGGAGUUGGCCCUGGAGAAGAAGCAGGAUGAGUUGGCUAAGCAUAUGAUCCUGCGGGAAACCGAACGCAUCGAUAAUCACCUUGCGUACUACCUGCUGAUCCGACGGGGCAAUCUUCAGCUAUUUGAGUUCCUCAUUUCGAUUAAGAAACUAAAGUACGAAGAUGAAAUCCAAAUCAUCGCCCGAGCUUAUGCGGAACUCAAGCUUAAAAAUGUCCCGUUAAAAGAGCACAUGGAAGCGUAUCUAAAUGAAAUUCUUAUCAAUCAUGACUACUGGCUAAUCAAUUCUUCCACUGGAGGUCGCGGCAAGCAGGGCAAAGAUCGAAUUCAUAACGCACACCGCAUUCGGGAAAUUGUGGCAAAUGUUCAACAACUGUCUGCGGGCUACAGCAACUACAAUCUCAUGGAUGUGGACAGCGUCUUCCUGCUACGGCUGUCCUACAUUUUGGAGAACAUCUUUCUCAUUCGGAAUCACUUCAAAGAAUUGCCUCUGCAUCACGUUGAGUUUUGCAUCGGAAUAUUUCUGCACAUUUGGAAAAGCCCUCCACAUUACGACAUCUACAAGUUGCUAAUAGACAAGCUGCAGCUACUAGCCUAUUUGCAGGCAAUCGCCAGCGAAUUGAAAAAGGUUCUUGCGCUUCCGUGCUACCCUGAAGCACUGUUUCCGUCUAACGCUUCACCCUCCAAGCCGCUUUCCCGGAUCCUAUGGACCCCAGAGCUGAACCAAGAGUUGAUGUUUUGCUACUACGUGGUUACUUUGGGUGGAAAGAAUACAACCGGUUACCGUGCUCGACUGCACGAUGUUUGGUGCGUCCGGCAGCCAGCGUACGAUCAUCUAACGGUACAAAAUCUGCUCCAUCAGUUGCAGCGAAUUCGGCGGGAAUAUCUGCUAUCGGAUGACGCUUGUCGCGGGCUCUACUUGAAAGCUCGUGAGUAUCGGUUCGAUUAUCACUGCUCGCAGACAAGGCCGCUGAAGGUGUCCGAUCGGAAUCGAAAGGUGUUUCGGAAGCUUGCUAAGAAUUACAGUAGAAUGAAGGAAUUGCACACGAUCAAUCGGGCGCUGCGCUAUGUGGACUCCGUCGUUGACAUGAAAUUUAACGCUGGCAGGGGAGUUGAUGUUUUAGCUAUGAAACGAGUCGUGCAGGUGUUGGAGGAAACUGUGAGGAACUGUAAAGAUACCCCCCAUGUUGGGAAGCAUUUCGUUAGCAUACUGAAUAUCAUUACCCCAAGAUAUCUUCUGACGGAUACAAAAAUUCGUCACUAUCUGUCACACAGUCGGGGAGAUUUCUCCUCCUUGCUGGAGGCUGCUGGAGGGGAAAUGGACUACGCAGAGCUGCACCGUAAUCUUAGGAUAUUAAGAAAUCUCUUGUUGUACGUUCGUAAUUUAAAUUACAUUUUAACCAUGAAAGCGCUAAUGAAUCGCUUGUAUGACUGUAAAUGCUUGGAGGAAAUUAAAUCGUACUAUGCUUACAUUCUUCGUCAUAAUUCGAGCGAAUUUGUUAAGGAUCUAGAAUUUGCACCGUUUCUUUUGCUUGAGAUUAAGACCAUUCUUGAUACAAUAUUGGAGCAACAAAAAAUGUGCGGUUUGAAGAUAAGCGAUCAUAUCAAAAAGGUGAAAACACGUCUACACGAAGAGAUUGAUGGUUACAAAAUGCUGCACCAACAGUUUUGUAACACGGUUCUGAUGGCCGAUAGCAUAAUAGCCAAGUUAAAAUCAAACAACAAUUUCGAGAAAAUUCGUCAUCUGCUUAGGUCUCACCUGCGAGCGGUUCAGUUAAGUCAACAAGUGGACAGUGUGUUACUAACUAAUCUUAAGUCAAAUUUUGUGGCUUUUCUCCAUGAAGAUUUGGGUUCGAUUGGUGACGAAAAAUUGCAAUCCAGGUUGACUCUUCUAGUGUGUAGAAUUUUGUACGCUCUUGAAAACCACUCAAUUCGCCACCAAAUUUCCGAGUUUGAUCUUUCGCUUCAAAUUCGAACUGACACGUCGCCGGAUCUGGAUGAUGAUUGGGUUUCUACGAAACCGAAGAACAUGAAUGCAACAAAACACCGAGCCAAACGAAACGACCUCCAAGAACGUCAGAAGCUUGUGGAGGAAAAGAUUCAACAGCUGCAAAGUCUUUUCCUCGAUACGAAUAUGAACAUUCGGACGUUCGAUCGCAUCGAAGGGAUUGCCUUCGAAAUGGCCAUGCUGGAAGCAACCUGGGCGUUGUCUGCCAAGCUCCUGAACAAUGCGGAAAGCCUAUCGAACCAUGUCCCCGUGUUAACCGGACGAAACCUACGCAACUACCUGACUCACGGUAGUGUCGUGUACGAGGUCCUCAUACCGAACAUCGGCCCGAAAACGAUAGUUCAGAACGCACUCAGUAUAAUUAAACUAUCGAAAAAUAUAAUUUCGGAAAUUUAUGAACGACGAACGUGGAAUUUUAAUGACCGACUGGAAUGUAUUCGGCAGCAGCGUGACGUUCUGGAUGGGUUUCGCCUUCAAAGUUGCGAUGAGAUACGCGACACCAUAACGAAGAGUCAGUACCUGAUCGGAAGGGAUCACCGGGGCUUUGGGAUCAUUGAUCAGUUGGUACGGACGCAGAGUUGUCUGCUGUUGGGGCAUUUGCUCGAUCUGGAGAACACCGAUGAACUGUUGAAGAUUCUGUCCUACCUGAUGGAAGAUAUUAGGGUCGCUUCGUGGGAGGUGAAAUUUCAUGAUAUUCUAACGGAUUUCGGUUCGAGAGUUCGGUUCUGCUUUGAGCUAGCGUUGCUUAGCAACGAAGAGGAUGUGGUAUUGAAGGUCGUCUCGGACUUCGGGUACAAUCAGAUCGACUCAAGCUCGAUGAUCUUCGGAUUUGAUCAGUUGUUUACCAGUUUUUUGGAAAAUCGUCCUGAUUAUGAUGUUAAUACGGAGGCGAACGCUGAAAUCUUACAGUGCGCUGUUAUGUCCGGGAAUGUGGAGCUGCUGAAUUUACUGCUUGAUCAGUGUGACGAUCUCAACCAGCGGGAUGCGUUGAAUCUUACCCCGCUGGAUGUUGCCUGCAAGCUGAGUAACCUGGAGAUGAUCAAAACUCUGACUAAUGCCGGAGCGAGGUGGUACACAAACGACCACAGCCAGUACGGGUGGCUUUUCCUGAACAAUGAUCAUGAAGCGAUUAUUUUUCUUAAAAAUAAUGAUCUUUUAAGCGAGAAAAUUGCGAAAAGUUGUAUUGAACUCUUUCUACGAUUCUGCGACGAUGAUAAGGAGGAAAUUGUUGAGUUCAUGUUGAACUACGUGGAUUAUUCGGGGCUUUAUCCGGUGGCUGCCUGCUACAGGCGGAUGCAGGUGUUAAGUUUUAUGCUUGCGAAUGAUUCGAACGUCGUGGUUAAUGUGAAUCGGAAAGAUUGCGAUGGUUUUAGUGCUCUGCAUAUUUCCAGUAGAAAGGGAUAUCGGAAUGUUGUUCAAUUUUUGCUGGCUAACCAUGGAAAUCCCAACAUCUUGGACACUGAAGGAAAUACAUCACUUCAUUUGGCUGUUGAAAAUCGGGAUGCUGGACUAGUCAGGCUGCUGUUGAGAUACGGCGCGAAAGUUGAUGUCGUGAACCAGCAAGGAAAGACUCCACUGGAUUUGGCUGUGUCGAAGGGAAAUUUACGGAUCAUAAAAUCUUUGUUGAACCGUCGUCAACCCAAUCAGAUAGUUUUACUCCCGGAAUCAAUUCAUUCCUUGGACAUUCUCUGCUUGUUAAAAAGUGCGAAUGUACAGUACAAUGUAGAACAACCUGGAGAAAAUGUCUUUUGUGAUUCGCUAACGCCUCUGCAUAGCACAACAAAUGAACAAAGAAUGCGUAUCCUAUUUUGUUUUCUAGAUGUGGACAUUCAAACACCUAGAUUUUUGGAUACUCCUCUGCAUUCAGCGUGCUUGUCAAACUCACUGACCGCAGUUCGUGCUUUGCUUAAGCACGAUGCUAAUCCUAACCUCUACAACUCCAACAAUUUUUCACCGCUCCAUCUGGCCGUAAUGAAUCAGCACUUAGGCAUCGUACAAACUCUUCUUGCUUGUGCACGGCCACCUCCGGAGGAACUUCUAAACUCAGCCCUUCUGAUAGCCGUUGGUAAGGCGAAUCUUCCAAUGAUGGAUUUGUUGUUGGAACACGGAGCAGACAUCUCUCUGUUGCGAUUAAUAGCAAAACAACCGCAGAAAAAUUUACUCCACACAGCUGCCCGAGAGGGCUUCAUUCGCAUUCUACAGUACCUCCUGCAGGAAGGAAUCUGCGAUUCCAACGACGAAGACUCAACCGGAUCAACACCGAUCUUCCAAGCCAUUAUCAGUGCAAAUACUGCAGCAAUCGACACGCUUCUACAGUUCGGAGCUGACGUGAGUCACACCAACAAAUACGGCCGAAACGUGAUCUCGACGGCGACGAUGUUCGAUCAUCUGGACAUCGUGAAGUACUUCGUGAAUAACUUCCCGGAAAUCGUAAGCUACGUUCUAUCGCCUCAGGUGGGCCAAAACACGUCGCUCCACAUAGCCGCGCUGAAGGAAUCCGAACCCAUGGUUAGCUACUUCAUCAAAUUGCACCAAGAUAAUGGCUUCCACCUGAACGGCCAAAAUCAGGAAGGAUUCACCGCCAUCCACAUAUGCGCCCAAACUGGAAACGAGCGAAUUUUCUGGCUACUGUUGAAGCACGGAGCGAACCCCGCAAUUCCACUGACCAACGGUCAGUCCAUCCUGCAUACAGCCGCUUCCAACAAUCAUCUGAACAUCGUACGAAUUGGUCUGGCCCGCUCACUGAUCGACGUGAACGCGUUGGACUGUAGUCGGCGCUCGAUUCUACACUACGCUGUAUUCUCGAAAAACGCCGCUGUCAUCCGGGAGAUUCUGAGAAUACGUGAGCUGCAAACGAAUCGCUCGGAUUGUAACGGUGAUACGGCGCUGCACCUGGCAGCCGAAAAUCAAUACAUUGACAUUUUCAAUCUGCUACAGAAGCGGGUUGACAAUGAGUUGCGGAACCGCAACCGGAAGCGGGCUAUCGAUGUUCUGCUGAGAAAGUAGAAUUGCUACUACCAUACAAUAGAGAAUUGUAAAUAAUCACUAAUUUAAAAACAAAAAACUUUAUGAAAUUGUGUCAUACGUGUGACUCUGUGUACAUUCUUAGGAAAUGAUGUAAUUAUAGACUAGAUAUUUUCCACACUGACGGCUCGCACGAUUGGAAAUGGAUGAAUGUUGCUUAUUUUUGGAUAUUUAUUUAAAGAUUCAUUUCAAUUUUUAAGUUAUCAUAAAUGUAAAUAAGUAGGAUUAUUUUUUCUCACUUUCAGUGCAAUCGUAAUUUAGUUAGCAACCUAGAACAGAGUAUUAUUUCGUGUGUUCCAUUCAACCCCAGUUGAAUCCCAAACGGAGCCUGUCAACCAAUUAACUAUCAUGUAAUGGCAAUAGAAAGUAUGUCAAUCCUAACACAAAGUAAUCCGUACUGUAAACGUAACAUUAAACGUGUUUUAAACUAACCCUAAGCCAUAAGAGAGCACACUGCAAGUAAACUGUUACGGACUUCGAUGAUUCAAAUUCAAAUCCCCCUGCAACCGGAACCGGAUUAACGGAUCGAAUUCCUAUCCCCGAUGUUCCAACUAUUACUGUUCCUUCGAAACCGUCGGAAGGAGCGACAUUUGCCACUCGAUAAGGCGCAAUAGUUCAUAAGACAAACAAUAGAUAUUGCGGUAUGAGUACAGCCACCCCGCUCGUACCCAUACCGUAAUAAACCGGAUCAAUUAUCAACCAACCAACAAACAGUAAACCAGAGCGUAAAGCGUAUUAUAAACAGGCGUACACAAACUGAUUGGAAAAUCGUGCAACAUUUUCUGUUUCCUAGAAGUUUUGUUCUAAAAAUUUCACAAUAUAACCAUAACUGUCUGCAUCCCCGUGAUGCGGGCAACAAUCGAAUACAGCGCAGUCAAACUACACAUAAGUUCUCGUAAAACUGCAUUUUUCUGUUACUCAAACUGCAAUAACCGAAUAUAUAUGAUUAAUGGAAUUAUAUAUACCAACAAUACAAACACAUAACUCAAAACAAAAUAUUGAAUGGCAAAUGUCGCAAGUAACUGACCGCAUUCAAAUUACGAAAAAAUCGCAAUACGCUAACCGAAUUGAUGGAAAAUCGUAUCCUAAACAAAAAGAGAAAAUGGUGAAGGUUCACAAGAGUAAACACUAUAUUAAAUUUAUCUGUUCUAGUCAAUCAGAAAGAUCAGUCACAAUAUGUAAUUGCAUAUCUACCAGGUUGCUCUACCUAAUUCAAACUAAAUCGAGCAAACAUUUUAACUAAUACCGACGUCGAAAUUCGAAUGUAUUACUCUAUUGAACCAGUUCAGCAAAUCAACAAGGUUAUCCAUUCGAAAAAAAGACAUACACAUAGAACUAUGAGAAAAAUCGCAAUCAUUAUAUAACGGUAUAGAAGAAGUAUCAAAGGUAUAAGAGAAAAAAGAGUAUUACAACCUAUACAAUUCCUACUAAAAAAAGGUACUCUAAACUAUGGGACUUCCUUGGAAGUCACCCUAAAAAACCCCUGAACUCAAAUUCCCAUACUUGUUAUAAGCUUUUUCGUUACCAGAACUACAUACUGAAUGUUUGCCCUUUCUUCCCUUUUGAGUUAAAUUGCAAAAAAAAAAUCAACUCACCACUCUGAUGAUGAUGAUGAUGCUGGCCAAAUCAAAAACGAGGAGAGCUGAAAAAACUCAUGGAUAAAAUUAAUGAAAAUCAAAGUGAAUCUACUAGGCACAAAAGAAGCAUACCUACACUAGCGAGUCCUGGCCUGGUGGGGCACCAAAAAGCGCGGCCGAAAAGUUCGAUCCAUUUUGAAGCAUAUAAGUGAAUAAAGAUUUUAAGUUUCAUUCAUACAGUGAGUAUUAUAACAAA